AUGAAAAAGUUGUUUGGCCACAAGCCAAAGACAGGCAAGUCCGCCCUAGGGUCGAGAGACUUUAGUGAGGACGGCCUCAGGCCACCGAUACCCACCCCACUCUACAACAAACAUGCCACCCACGGGAACCCAAUGGCUGGUCCUCUCAACCAGCCAUUUGCCGGGCACCAUGUCACUGACGAAGAGCUCUGGGAGGUCGUCCAGCCCACCCCUUCCUCCACCGCCGAUUCGCCGCGUAUACCGGGUGUGCAGCCCCCGCCCCCGCCGAGUAUCAAGGCCCCGCCGUCCCGCUCGGGCUCGUUCACCUCCCUGCCGCAGUCUCAUGGAACGGGCGGAAUAUCUGCAUCCGCUGCGCCCCCGCGAUCGGCGUCUCCGAUGAGCACGGUCACGAACACGUCGAAUAAGCUGGUGAAGAACCAUCCAAGUGUGGCGGCAGCUGGGGGAGGGAGCAGGAAGAAGAGUCAGACGUCGGCACCGGUCGCGGUGGGGAUACUAAGGGCGCUCGAGCCCCCGCGCAUGGUGCCGAAUGACCCGCAGAUGAUGAUACCCAGGGCGUCGUCCGAGGAGCGCAGGUCUGUGUCGGAUAAUGGCGAGAGAGAGAAGAAGAAAGGGUUCUGGGGGUCGAAGGAUAAGGAGAGGGAGCGGGAGCGUCUGAAAGAGAUGGAGAGGGAGCAUCAGAUGCGGGAGAUGGCGGUCGCACGCGAACGGGAACGAGAGCGAGAGACUCGACCGCAGGAGUACGAGCGCGGCAGGGAACAGCGGCGAGACGAGGACAGCCAGGCCGAGCUUACGCGCAUGAUUGGCAAGUUGCCAACAUCUGAUGUGUCGCAUUGA
This is a messenger RNA of Psilocybe cubensis, 834 nucleotides long. RefSeq lists its product as uncharacterized. NCBI's taxonomy places the organism in Eukaryota, Fungi, Basidiomycota, Agaricomycetes, Agaricales, Agrocybaceae. Bases 1 to 834 code for a protein of 277 amino acids. The transcript is spliced from 2 exons. The record is from RefSeq and is a predicted model, not a curated record.